Messenger RNA from Mirounga angustirostris (Northern elephant seal), 3010 nucleotides. It is a transcript of the gene FAM174A, whose product is annotated as family with sequence similarity 174 member A. The coding region runs from base 145 to 723 and encodes 192 amino acids. The transcript has 4 exons. NCBI's taxonomy places the organism in Eukaryota, Metazoa, Chordata, Mammalia, Carnivora, Phocidae. The record is from RefSeq and is a predicted model, not a curated record.
GCUGCUGCUCCUGCCACCUGCUAGGGCCGGGCCUCAGUUCAGGAUUUGGUCACUUCUUCGUUCUCCACUGCGCCCAUGGUUCCUCCUGGAGCCAGGGCGGCGGGCCCGGCGGCUCCCGCGUGGUGAGAGGGCGGUCCGGGGACGAUGAAGGUCCCGCACUGCAGUUGCUGUCUCAGCCACCUCUUGGCCUCCGCCCUCCUGCUGCUGCUCUUGCUGCCAGGUUUGGGAGGGCCUUUGACUUUGCUGCUGCAGGCGGCCGAGGCCGCACCGGACCCUGGGCCUCCGGACCGCGGGCCGCGGACCCGGCCGCCCCUGCCUCCCGGCCCCACUGUCGCCCAGUUCUUGGGCGGCGCUCCGGCAGAAGCCGCAGGGCCGCGGGGCGCUGAGGGCGGCAAUGGCAGUAGCCCCCGGGCGGGGCUUUCAGCGGAAGACUCCGGAGGGAAGGCGGGGGAAGAAGACUCAGUGGGUGGGAGCCUUGCUGUGAGCCCCAACCCCGGCGACAAGCCUAUGACCCAGCGGGCUCUGACCGUGUUGAUGGUGGUGAGCGGCGCGGUGCUGGUGUACUUCGUCGUCAGGACAGUCAGGAUGAGAAGAAGAAACCGAAAGACUAGGAGAUAUGGAGUUUUGGACACUAACAUAGAAAACAUGGAGUUGACACCUUUAGAACAAGAUGAUGAGGAUGAUGAUAACACUUUGUUUGAUGCCAAUCAUCCUCGAAGAUAAGAAUGUGCCUUUGAUGAGAGGACUUCAUCUUUCUACAAUGAAGAGCAGAAUUUCUAUGUUUAAGGAAUAAGAAGCCACUUUAUCACUGGGGGCGGGGGGUAUUUAAGUUACAUAUAUUAUGACAAACUUUAAUUUGUUGUUGCAGUAAAUACUGUAUCAUUUUGUUAUGUCUUUGUAUGUAUAGAAGUGCUCUUAAUGGGCUCAGAGUUGUUGGGAGUGAACUGCACUAUAAUAGAAAUCUGUGUGAAAACUAAUUACUUUAGAGCAGGGUGUUCUCUGAUCAGUUACUGUUUCUUGCUUACCAUAUUGUAAACAAUUUUAUAUAUUAAUCAGUUACUGUUGUUUUGUUUUGCGUUCUUUUUUUUUUUUUUUUUUUUGGAGGGGUUGCCCAUUAGUUGUUUUUCUUUUUCCCCAUUAAUUGUUUUUUGCUGAAACUAUAAUCCCAGCAACAAACUGGUGUGUAAAAAUAAUUUAAGAUUUCUUUACAGACAUGUAUUCCCCAUUUUUGUGGGAAAAAGAAGCCAAGUUUAUUACUUUGCAUUUGGUUUUUUUAGAUAUUAAUAAAUGAGUUGUAUGCAAAAAAAAUAAAUAUGAUUUAAAAAUGACUUUUAAAGUGGUACAGACAGAAUAUGUUUACAAAAUAAAUCCAAAGAGUAUAGAAUUUAUAUUAAAAGUAUUUUAUAUGGUUUCUAGAAAAAUUUUUCAAAAAAAGGUGAUUGUAUUUAGCAACUUGUUAAGAUACCUACUUUGACUAGAUAUUUUAGGAAAUGGUGAAUUUCAAAGCCAUUUUAUUUAUUUACAGUAUUGUGAAAGAUAGAAGUAAUGGCAUAACCUUCAAAUCAUAUAUUAAGGUGCAGGAGAGUAAGGAAUUAAAGUAAGUGUGUAGACUUUGGAGUCAGACAGACCUGGAUACAGAGAUUGACUUAAUAGCUCUGAACAAAUUACUUAACCCUGUUGAACUUCAAUUUUUCACAUUCUAAAAUUAGAUGGCAACUUACAGGAAAAGCAUGGGUUUCAAAUUUAGUUGCUUAUAGAGGCCAAGGAGGUAAUGUAAAUAUGUGGUGUCUGUCAGGAUAGGCUAAGUCAUAUAGUAGUAACAGAUGGUCCGCAAAUCACAGUGGGUUACAACAAAGAUUUAUUUCUCACUCAUGCUGCCCAUUUGUUAUGGACUGUGAUUUUGCUCUUCGUUGUCUUUUCUUCAGGGUCAAGGCUAAUGGAGAAACCUCUGCUUGGAAUAUUGCUCGUAGCUAAAUGUCCAGCUGUAUGAACUGCAUGCUAGUUCAUAAGCUUCUGCCCUAAAGUGAUAUAUUUCAUUUCCAUCUACAUUUUAUUGGUCCAAACAAACCCUAAGGCUACUCCAGAGUUCAACAAGGCAAGGAUAGGUAAUCUUCUAACAAUGAGAUUUUAUUUAUUUGCGAGAGAGACAAUGAGAGACAGAGAGCAUGAGAGGGAGGAGGGUCAGAGAGAGAAGCAGACUCCCUGCCGAGCAGGGAGCCCGAUGCGGGACUCGAUCCCGGGACUCCAGGACCAUGACCUGAGCCGAAGGCAGUCGCUUAACCAACUGAGCCACCCAGGCGCCCUAACAAGAAGUUUUUAUGAAGAUUGGUGGUAGAAAUCACUGGCCACCAAUUCAUCUACAUUUGAAUUUUAUUCUUGGAUUAAUUCAGGCUUGCAACAGCUGUAAAACUGGACUUCAUUGUUUUUCAUUUUGUAGAAUUGCUUUGGACUACCUGGCAUUAUGCCUUUGCUGAAGAGCAAUGCUAUAAAAUAUUGAGCUGUGAAGGAUAAGGUUAUAUUUAACUUGUUAACAAUGAGUAAGUUGUGUACGACAUCACAUCAUAUCUUUUUUUUUUCUUUUUUUUUUGGAUAUGAGAGGAUAUGAGAAUUAUUUCCUUCAAUUCAGUGUCAGAGAUGUUUGGGUUCCCACUGAACAGCUAGUUUGAUGUUUACUUUACGUACUCUGGCAAUUUUGUAAUUGUAUUACUGACUCUUUUUCUUUGCCCAUAAAACUUGAAGCUGAACCAACAGCCCUGUUUAGCAAAAUACACACCUUUAUGGAAUCGUUUUGUGUAUUCACCUCACUCCUGAAGUAUCAGUUUAUUUACAUGGCUACAUGUGACCAAAAACCCAAAUAGGAGAUUCUUUUUUUCUAUUUUCUUGAAGUCAGGAAGUUUGUGGUUGCUAGUGCUUCUUUUAUAGCCCAAGGAAUUCAGGGUCAAGGUCUCUAAAAAUGUCUUGGUAUUUCCUUCAUGGUCUCAAGAUGAUUAUUACAGCUGUAGGAAUCAUG